Messenger RNA from Sinocyclocheilus rhinocerous, 2065 nucleotides. Its product is annotated as inositol 1,4,5-trisphosphate receptor-interacting protein-like 2. The record is from RefSeq and is a predicted model, not a curated record. The transcript has 3 exons. Lineage: Eukaryota; Metazoa; Chordata; Actinopteri; Cypriniformes; Cyprinidae. Bases 341 to 2029 code for a protein of 562 amino acids.
AACUUAGCAUAGCUCACUACAAACAAGUUUUGACAGUGUGUGUCUUGUGCUCAAAAGCUUAUGCACAGACUUAGUGUUAUGAAUCAUGUAAUUGUGUAAAUCUAUUUCUCAGAGCUUGUUUCCCUCAGGACACAGAUGCUAACCACAAGGCAUUCUUUUAAAAGGCAGAGAGCUGCAUUCAACUCAAUGAAAAAAGGAACUCAUUCAGAUUUGGAACCACAUGAAGAAAUUCCUCUCUCAAGAGUUUGGCAUUUCCUCUGAGCUCACACACUGAGAGCCCGCUCUCCUGUUUCACACAGUGCUCACUUGCGACAAAAGCGGGGAUUUUCAAACAUCCUGAAUGAGAGGAAUCCUCUUGCCCUCGGCACACGCCGCAUCUGCAAAGAAACUUCACAGGGUGAACUUCCCCCUACACAACAGUUUUUGCUCGAGAGGACGGAAAGAACAUCAGCUUGGUCUUGUUUUCAGCAUCUGGGCGAGUGGUUCAACAUGGGCUAGCCCCAACUUUUCCCAUAGAGCUGGAGUGGACUGGAAGAGAACAAGGAGGAGGAGGAUGAGCGUUUACACUCUCAACCUCAGGUUGUUCUGGCCGCUGGUCACUUGCGUCCUCACUGCUCUGCUGCUAUUGCACCAGUACAUCUUCAGAGGAGCCGAGGACCAAGGGAAUGACUGCGCUGACCAGGGACCUGGAGCUGUCACGCUCUUCAAGUACAUCCUAGCUUUAAUCUUAUGUUACUUCUUCAUAAAGUACUGCUCAGCUCAACCUGGCACUGCUAGGAGGGGCUUCCACAAAGUCCCGGAGGUCCACGGAAAAUCAGGAGUCUCCAAGAGAGAGCUACUGGACGAUCACUACGAGAGGCAUGUGCGUCUUUCUCCACAUGUGCUGGGCCACAGCAAAGCCCAUGUUGCCAAGCUGGUGAGUGAACUUGUCAGAGUAGGUCGCACCGAUGUCCCGCCAGAGUCUUCUCUGGCCUUCCGCGGUGACUUCAUCCAAAUCGGCAGCUCCUAUGAGGAGCACAAGGUGGGCUCACCUGACUGCUUUGAUAUCCUCGUGCCUCUGAGGGCACCUCGUGGGCUAAAACUGGAGGCUGGUGUUUGCACUGACAAACCUGGGGGGCCACCGCUUUGCACACUAAAUACACCUCGCAAGGCGGAGUGGACACGCCGUCACAAGGCCUUCGUGGACACGUUCAUGCACUUGCACAACGCUCAAAGGGUCUACAGGAUGAGCCCAGAUUCCGUCCAGCGCUGGUUUUACACAGCCACCCAGCGCUGCCUCGCUGCCAUCCGUUACCCAUUUGAGCAGCGCUGCUCCCUCAGCCUGUCUCUCAGUGAGGAGCAGCAGGUGCUUCUCCGCCUGACCCCUCGCUCCGAUUACGUCUGCUGCCACAUCUCCAUGGGCAUUCGUCUGAUCCCAGCCUUUCCUCUCGGCGAUGGUGCCUUCUUGGUAGCAUCCCAGCAGGGUCAGCAAGGAGAAGCCCUUUGGACGGUGUAUUUUCCCAGACAGGAGCAGAGACUGCUGGCUUGGCUAAAAGGUAGACUGCCCCCCAACUCUUGUCACCUGAAGUGCCUUCAGCUCCUUAAAGAGGUUCGUAACCUCAGUGGGGAGACUCUGGACCAGCAGUCUGGAGCUGAGUGGGGAGGAGUGCUCUCGUCCUAUGCUUUGAAGACCGCUUGGCUUCGUCUGCUGCUCAGUACACCCCCUGAAUCCUGGGACGAGUGCAACCUUGUGGACCGGCUGGAUGAUCUUCUUCGCAGUCUGAGGGAGAGCCUACAGUCUCGGGCUCUCUGCCAUUUACUCCUCGGAGGAGUUAAUGGGUUUCUGCCAGACUCUGUCGUUCUGCCCAAACUUGUAAAGGAGACGGUACCCCCCAACCUGUGGGCAGAAUUCAGUGACGUCACCCUCGAUAUGGUCUCCGCCCGACUGGCCUACUCCUGGAACCACCUCCCUCGCCUAAUUCGCCUUGGGCGACCGCAGAGGACCAGCCUUGGCAGAGGUGUCCGCUGCAAAUAUAUUGAUGCAGAGUAAAGGUCAACUAUAAAUGGUAUUGCUUGAUUUCAGUAA